CUCGAUUGUUAUUGCCGCAAACCCAACGGGCUGUCGAGGCUCAUGGCAACAACACGUCUCUCUCUUUGUCCGCUAUAUCAUCGCCCCAGGACCGUAACAGUGGAUGCACCUCUCUAACUAUCUGGCGUACUGAUGGGUGGGUGGCCUGGCUCUUGAGACGGAUGUACACAGACGGCCGGCAUGCUGGACGGACAGGACAUGUGUGUGAGACUCCUCAUUCGUUUGCUGUGCUGGCUGCCUCAACCAAAAAUCCUUCCAAACAAAGAGAAAUCGAAAGUCACUUUUACUCGAACACACACACACACACAACACUACUAGCAAAUCACUCACCCACCGGUCACUCUCCAAAUGACUACCACACACACAUGAAAGAAAGAGCAUCUACAGUACCAGCAUCGCCCCGUCGAGAGCUCUACUCAUAGGGGGCGAUUGAGUCUCAGACUGGUGGACUCCAUGCUGAAGAACCCCAAUUUGUCGGAAGGCUGAUGGGCUCUGAAACGACGCUGCAUGUUGCUCGCGACAGCGUUGCUCCAGAAACACAUGGACGAAGUAUGGUUGCCCUGCACAGACGGCACGAGGGGAGGUGAAAACACACUCAUGCCGUCUCUUCGUAUGUAUGUUCGUAUGUAUGUGUGUGUUGACGUGCCUUCAGGUGCAUACAAGAGGCCAUGAUUGCGAUGGCAUUGCAGAAGAGGACGUCACAGCUGCUGGCAUCCACCUCACCUACCAACACACCACCACACAUCAAGAUACACAGGCCACACUCCGUCGAUCCCCACAGACAGACAGACACACAGACAGACACACGUACCGUGAAGGUUGAAAUAGACUCCUAAACAGGCUGGCAGAUCUGCAGCGCGCCCGCCCAGCUCCCACUCACUUAGCCCUUCCGCACUCGCCAGGGCGGCCGACGACACGUGAAACUGCAAGAUGGCCUCUCCCAGUGGUGUGCUGGUUGUCAAGUGUGACUUGAGGGCGGCCAGAAAAGGCACGACACCGAUAGCUGAUGUCAAAGGUGCACCAUGAGAACCCACCUGGACCCAUCUCAAAGUCGGCAUGAGGGCGGCAAUGCGGGUGACCACGUCUCGCUUGUGUGGCGUUGUGAGGGCGCUCCGUGCAACAGAGACGCUAUAGGCCUUUGGAAAGGUCGUGGAUGCGAUGUUGGCUGCCGUCUGCUCAUCGCCCGAGAUCAGCACAGAGCUCGCCCCAGUGGCCAGGUGGUUGACAAUCUUGGGCACCCAGAGGCAGCGUUGGGUGAGCGCCAAAUCACAAGGUCGGCAGCCACGUCCCCAUGAGUACUAGAGAAACAAGGCCCCUUCUUCAAAAGAGUAUCAGGGUGCACCACGGCGGCCCUGAACCCCACACAGACCACCGACCAGACAUGUCAUUUCUGCCUCGCUGGCUGCCGCUGUCUGAGUGCUCACGCGAGGUCAGCCACUUGCUCGAUCCGGCCGCUGUCCGCGAGGACCUCGCGACGCUGCCAAAAGCUCAGCCAUUCCGGCGGCAUGAUGUCCAACGAGGCGUGGUCGAGCUUGGCCUGUACGCCCCGCGCCACCAGCGUCUCGCACAGCUGCUGGAUGGCAUCGGCACCAGCAGCCCACACGUUGAUGCCCCGCAGAGAGCGCAGCCUCGAGAGGGAGCUGCCGACGGGCAAGACGCUCAGAGCCUCCACCGCCGCCAGCACCGAGUGCCCCCCGAGAUCGACUGCCUUAAGCCUCCCACCACCGCAUCCCUUGACCCACUCCAUCACAGCAUCUGCCCCCACGUUCUCCAGCAGGGUGAGGGUGUUCAGGUUAGGUGUGGCCCACUCCCUGCCGCGGCGCACACGGGCGCAGGCUGGGGGCAGCCCAGUGACGGUCUUGAGUGCUGGGAAAUUGACCGGCGAUGAGGGGGCCGGGAGGGGGGUGGAUGCAGGGGUAGGAAAGGGAAUGACACUGCAACUCCUCUGGAUCACACUCUUGAACGACAGCUCCUCCAGAGUCCCGUGGUCUGCCUGUCCCUCGAGGAUGGCGACCCAGAUGCCCAGACACCAGUCGGGCCGGCCGCAGGGGACUCGGACCCUCAGUGCCUUCAAGUUGCACGCUCUUUGGCCCCACCGGUAGGCCACAGGGAGUUGCAUGGCCUCCCACAUGCGCCGUGCCGUUUCGUCAGCACAGUCGAUCACCAGGUGUGUGUAGGUGGCGGCGGACUGCAGGAAGAUGCUCGUGUCGAUGGAGGGCCACAGCUGGGUCAGCUGCCAGGGCGUCAAGUGGCCGAGGACAGAGGCGACGUUUUCAUGGGACAGCCGAUGGGACUCCUGGGUGACCAGGGAAGGAACAGACAGACAACUUGAUGCGCGCAGGUGUCAAGUUGACAUUGUUGGUUCACCGGCUCACGAUUGGUCUCUUGCUGUCGGCUAUCCUGCUGAACCAAACGGCAGGACAUUCCCGCGCCAGCAAGCUGAAGCAACACAAAAGGGGAGGCUUGUCUCGCCCCUCCGGGGCCGCCCGUGUGCCCCUCUCUACCUGGCGCCAGAGUCGCGUGCAGCCGAUGACAAAGUGACGAAUGAGAGCGCCAAACGGACUGGCAGACCCAAUCCGCCGAACCCUGUGUCGUCUCACCGGGGGACGGACAGCAGGAAGAGCAGCAGCCUGCCCCAUCAACCAACCAGCCACACCAGGAGAGUGCCACUCACCCCAUAUGAGCUCUCUCUGUGCCUUCCUUCAAUCGAUUGGAUGAGAACCUGCCUACCUGUGCGUGCGGCGGUGCAGGUGUGGCCUUGAGUGACUGCACGGUGCUGGCCAGCAAGGGCUCCACUUUCGACAACUGGGUGGCGACGGCAUUGACUGGGGCGGCGAGGAGCGAAAGCUGGAAACGAAGCUCCGACAAAGACGCCUACACGACCGACAGACCAGACAGCGAACAGCAAUCGGUGACGAGCUGAGCGAGGCUCCCGAUUGAUAACCUACCUGUGGGCUGCGGUCCGCAGGAUCCAUCUGGUUGAUCUGAGAGAGAUGCUCAUCCACCUGCCAUGCAAGGCAGCAGCGCGACAAAACAAACACUCACAGAUCCACCCGGCGCAUCUUGUCUGUGGUGUGGCGCGGUUCCCCUCCCUCACCUUUGUAGCUUGCUGCAUGAGCCGCUGCAGGUUAGAGGCCGUCGACUGAGCGUCCUGCUGCAGCUGCCUCAGCCGCAACUCGUUGCUCAUCUGGUCUGUCAAUGAGUCAUUCACCUUGUUCGCCCUGCCGCAAUCCUUAGGCGCCUGUGGGGUGGCUACUUACUUUCCCGUGCACAGUCUUGAAUUAUCG
Molecule: messenger RNA, 3287 nt
Organism: Vitrella brassicaformis
Lineage: Eukaryota; Vitrellaceae
Source: the annotation of a GenBank genome assembly